Messenger RNA from Amoebophrya sp. A120, 11438 nucleotides. NCBI's taxonomy places the organism in Eukaryota, Dinophyceae, Syndiniales, Amoebophryaceae. The record is from the annotation of a GenBank genome assembly.
CGUCCUCUGAAAAUGUUGCAAAAUCGGUCUAGUGUGCUGCAGCGGGUCGCAGUUGCAGCUGCGAUACUUUUCAGUGCACACCUGUCUUGCACGCGGGCGAUAACAGUGGCUAGGAAAAGAGCAGCGCCCAUUCUUUCAGAGCCCAGCCAGGCUGCGGCGCGACCACACCCGGACGCGAAAACAAUCGCAGCAACGGUUGUCCCUGACAAAUUCGAUGAUGCAAACUGGCCUGAUAUCGCAAACUCGACACAGAAGGGCGCGGCUGCGAAGAGGAAGCCAAAGCUCCCGCCGAGGGUGACGAAAGUGGUCGAGAUCAAAAAAGAAGCUCCUGUUGCCAAGACGAUGACGCAAGCGCGUUCAUCUCUGGGAGGAGCAGGUCAACAUGGACCCGAUCUACAGGAAGUAGACCAAAAAGGAGUAGAAGGAGGUCCACCUACCACGACAAGUCCCAGCGCCGGUACAACUAGUCCAACAAGCACAAGCAGAGUCAAGCUCCCCAGCGGCCACGAAACCAGUCCAAGGAACAAAAUCAGCUUGGCGGGUGGAGGAGUAGCUUCAUCAGGUAGUUCUCCCCAAGGAACGCGGCGCCAAGAUCUCUUGCGCAACAUGUUGACGAGGGCAGAUCAAAAAGAACAGCAUCACCAGCUCCACGAGGACGCAUUUUUUCCCCUUGAGGAUGACUCCGUGUUGGACCACCAAAUGGACGAGGAUCUCCCGCCCAUGACGCGCGAAGUCUCCGAACCCGCACCAGAGCCGGAAAUCAACAGCAGUUGUACUUCUAAAGGAAAUUAUGCAGCACCACCAACAGCCGGGGAUCGGGAAGAUGUUGAACUUCUUGAAACGUCGAGGACGACGACCGUGGCUCCAGCUACUCUCGUCACAGAGCUGGUGCCAUUGCCUUUGCAGCCCAGCGAGACCAUCACAAUGGAAGAGAGGCAGCCAGUAGAAGUUGUAGAUGUAGAUCGUAAAAAGGAUAAGGACGCAAUAAGAUCUACUGGGGUAGGCGAAGUCGUGGACGGGAACCAGGAGUGGUCUCUACCCGCCGCUUUGGCUGCGAUGCAAAUUGGUGGAGCAGCUGCAGGCGCAGCUUCUUCGAGAACUCCAUGUGCGACAACUGCUACGAUAGAUCGUGGGAACAUGAUUACGCGUUCUGCUGUACUAGCAACAGGGACCUCGGGGGCUCCGCGCGGUCCUGCCGCACCUGCACCUCCUGCUGCGAAUGAGGAUGGUUUUCGUGCCAGCAAAUGCAAACCCUAUCUGAAUUUCGGCGGUCGGACCUUUGAUUUCGAAAAAUUAAAGCCUUUGGGUUUUGACCAGCACGACCACGACGACGAGCCUGCUGAUGAUUCAGACGACCUGGACGCGUCUCAUCUUUGGGCAGAAAAUCGAGGAACGAGGCCCUUUUUCUACUGUUCGGAAAACGAGGUCGAGGUGGAGCACGGGCAUGCGCGGAGCAAAACGCCUGGUGAUAGUACGAAAUGGACGACCACGAGAGGAUUUUUAUUCUCUACAACUACCCCAUACAACAGUUGCAAAACUAAUGGCCCAUCAUGCGGAGAGCUGCAAGUGCAACUUCUACCGACACCGAGCACCAUGUUUUUACCGGACAGGUCGUUGUUGUCGCAGUCAAGUCUCGGUUGGUCCAGCACGCCAGGAACUGGCAGCACGAUGGGUGGAAAAGUGGUUCCAGAAAGCCCAGACGUAGAUCCACAGCUACUGCUGAGCACCACAAGUCGUGCGAGCAGCCACGAGCAGAGAACAUCAAUUCCAGCCACAGGAGCUUCUGAUUCCUCUAUGGACCACGUCGACGCUGAUGACGACGGUCGUAAAAUGAAAAACCAAAGCGCACCAGCUGCGUCGACUAGACACAGAACCCCGACGAGGACUUCUACUCCAAGCCGGUUUGGCACCAUCGGCGACCACCCGUUUCAUGCGAAAGGAGAGUAUCAAAAGAAAAAAGUUCUUCACGAUCACUCAUGGCAUUUUUGCAAUACAAAAUUGUCUGUCAUGCGUAAAAAUGCAUCACAGCCACACUUCAUAAGGGAUUUCCCUAGUGUUUCUGCAAUACAAGGAGAAGUUGUGAUGCUAAAAAAAUUUGUAAUGCAAAAACUGCAACUUAGUGACUGUGACAAACUUUUUUCUCUCCAUAGAGAGGCAGAAGCUUGUACUGGUGAAUUGGAUCAAAACGAAGGCGAAAGCUGCGCUGCAAAAAAAACGAAAACCACAUCAGAAACACUCGUCCGACACAAGGAACAAGGUGUCGUGCGAAGAACUGAAACGCAGGAAGUAGCCACGUCCUCCAAAUGCACUACUAGCAACAGUUAUUUUUCGACGUUGUCGAAAAUCUGGGGCGAUAACAUUCUCUUUUGUGGGGCUUGUCCUGAUGAAAAAACCACUAUGCCAACACCGGCGUCGACGUAUGUUCAGCCGAAAAGCUUGCUGUCUUUGUUGCAGCUCUCAAAAGCUAAUUAUGCACACAAAGCGUCCGUGUCGCCGUUGUCGUCCACUUCUGAUGUGCUGCCAGCGAAGAUGAAUGGACAAGCAACGUGGUCUACUCCUUUUGAAGCAGUUUUCGCGAAGUGGCUGAAGAUUGUGAUGGAGAGCGGAGCGACAGCGACCACUUCUACAACGACAUCAAGCAGGACCACCAGAUCAUUACCACAUCCUCCGCCACGCUCAUACGCGGAAGCUCUCGAGAGAGAGGAGAAACUUCGAGACAACGAGGAGAGAAGAAAGGAGCAUGUUCCAACUUGGCUCCUGAAUUCGGUUGUGGAACGACAUCGGGUCUUCCUUCACCGCACGGCGUCGCUUCGGACUGAAAAUCCCAGCUGGUGUGGCGGCACAGCUACAGAGGAGCAUUCUAGUACGGCUGGACCCCACGACCUCCAGUCGGAAGAGGAGGUGCUUCUUCUUGCUCCCACGAGCCCGCUACUUUGGGCGUUUCGCAUGGCGAAAGCCCUGAUUGCGGAUAGACUCAGCGUUUUGUUCCACGAGUUGCUCUAUCUGCACGACGAGAAUGCUCAUCUUGUUGGGAAAGGUUGUUCUACUUCUGGCGAGCCUGGAGCUGGAAUUCCGAAAGAACCCGCCCGAAGAAGAGAACAAGCGCAGAAACUUCUGAAACACUUUCUCUACGACAAGGUUUUCUUCCGGUACGGGUUGCCACCUGCUGAAAGCUUCAGAGCUUUACUAGCGCAAGACACUGCUGAUCAUCCUCGUCUUGCCGCUUGUGCGAAGAAGAGGACCCAGCAGGCGGAGGCCGUCGAGGGGGCUGUUAAAAACGACGACGAGGUGGUGCAAAAAGAAGACCACAAGGCUAGGCUUUUUUCCCUGAAAAACCUUUUUUCUUCGGAAAUCGAGAAAAACGUCGCAACCAGCGAAUUCGCGGAAGAACUGGUGGUAAAGCUCCUCGAGUUAUGCAUUAGCAUUGCAAAUAGGUGUAGGUCUGGGUCUGCAGACUUGUGAUGCUCCUGCGCGGCGAUGAUUGAGCAUACUCGCAAGUACACUCAAACAUGACAAAUGUUUCGAACACUUCCUUAAAACAAAUGUUUCGGACUACAAUUCUGCAAGACAAAUUUUACAGGAUGAUCCAAGACACGCAAGGCAGGUUCCACAGCACUUCCAGACCCAAACCUAUAUUUGCAUUUGAUACCAGUUUCGACAAAGCCAAGAAGACUUCACGGAGGCCCACCUUCGCCGGCUGCAGCGGCAUAGUUCUGGUGCUGAACACACAGGAGCGGCAGCAGGACUAGGAGGUGCAAGAACUUCUGCUAAGCCAAUAUCUUCUCCUGCUGGUCCUCUGCCAUGGGACCAAUGGCUAACGAGUGUUCUGGAUAAGAGUUACGGGGGCAGUAGUUCUUCAGACAAGGCCGCAACCGGUAGUAGUACUGCAGCAAGAACAGCCGCUGGAUGUACAACUUCAUCAUCUCCCGGUUUGAUGUUCACGACCUCAAAAAGAACCGUGUCUGCAUCAGCAAGCGCGACUGUUGCUGCCCCGGCGGCUAAAGCACCAGCUACAAAGAAAUAUCCCAAUUCCGUCCUGAAACUGGAGCCGAAGAUGCCCGAGACGGACAGUUGUGCUAUCAAACCGCGCAGCAAGUACUCCAUGGCCCAUGAGGAAUCCGAGCAAAGAGUCAGCAACCAAGUAUGGGACUCUCAAAUGUUACAUUCUCAACUGUUACACGAUUUGUAAUGCAAAAUUGACGUGAGUAUCUACAUGGAUGAUCAAGCUCCUUCGCAUGACAAAUUGCCGAAGAGCCAAACAGGCUGAGAAUCUGUGCCAAAUCUGUCAUGCAAGACGCGCUAGGUCUCCUCUUUCGCGUUUGCCAUUCUUGCAUCACAAAUUCACGUAACAGUUGAGAGCGCAACGUUUGAGAGCGCCAUACCAAGUAGCCGCAGCGUGUGCUAGUACAACUUCGGGAACUACAAACUGUGCAGCAACAUUGGCCGCAGCCUGGCAUACCUGGCUGGCGGGAAGCGUGAAGCUGAGCAUGACGGUCGCAAAACAGAAACGAUUUGGAAUGAAAUUGCUCCGGCCGGAAAGCAGAAGUACGGGGUCUACUGAAAAUCAAGAACAGAAUAGUAUUCUACUCAAACCGAAAGUAGGAGCAGGCACAGAUGAACUAAGGACAGCCCCCUGCGCGGAAGCUGAAACCUCGGCUCGAGACGCUUCCUUCGCCGACCUUUUCCUGAAUUACUUUGCGUCUGGCAGAGACGUGUUCGAGGCGGCUGUAGUGCAAGAUCGGCGCGUGCUGCGAGAGUUCCUUGUAGAAGAUUUUGCGACGAUGAAGAUUUGCGGAAGUUCAUCAUGGCCGGGAAGUUUUGUUCAAUUUGCUCGAGAAGCAGACCAACGACCCUGCGCUUUUGCUCGAGAAACAGCAGCAGCGGCAGCAGCAGCCGAUGUUGGCAGGAGCUCAGGAGAAGCAGACCAUAUCAAAUGUAAAAAUGUCUGGGUCUGGAAACUUGUGAUGCUGGGUGGCGUCUCAUGAUGAGGCCACAAGUGCUGGCUCAGCAUGACAAGUUUCUGAGCUUCUAGGUGUUGCCUUCUCUGCAUGACAGACAGCGUUUCUGCAUCACAGAAAAAUGGAGCUCUUGUGUAACGUGCAUGACAGAUGUAAGAGUCAUACCAGAGAAGCAUGACAAACAUGCAGUCUUCCAGACCCAGACAUUUUUGCAUUUCAUAGACCAGGGGCGGCAGCGAUUCGUCUCUUCCCGCUCCGCCUGCUGCGUUGGCGAAGAUUAUAGAAGAGGUUCGGUGGACGAGGACGAUCAUGCUGCUUGCUUUCUUGAGGAAGUGCGAGAAGAGGAACAGGCGGAAGCAGGGAGUUGCUGCGACAGCACGGAUAUGCUGUGCAAAAGUAUCGUACUCGUAUAAAUGCAUUACAAAUUUCCUCAGCAUGAGAAAGAAAAUUUGUAAUGCUGAUUUGCCUUGACAAAGAAACUUGUAAUGCAGGACCUGCAUUUAUACGAGUACAAUACUUUUGCACAGCAUAACGGAACUUCUACAGAGGCUUCCUCACCAGCAGCGGUUUGCCCCGCGUUCCUCCAAGUUCGCUAAUCGAGGUCGUAUGAAAGAGAUUACGACAAAGCCACCUACUAGUUCCAGAGCGAGACGAGUUACUGAGACUGGACGAGAUCAUGAAGCGCCGCCGCCGCCGCCGCAACAACACCACUUGCCCCCGUUGUUCUCAUCUGGUGGAGAAAUCGACCGGCCUACAACAGUAAGAGGCCUGACGCAACAACAACAAGACGUCGAUUCUCAGCUAAUGUUGCAGUACUACCACCACCAUUUUUCACAACGCCAAGUACAUCUCCCGCCGGGGGUCGCUCCUGCUCCGGAAGUUGUAGAUCCCGCGCAGCUACCGACUCAAGAGCAAGUUUUUCACGUACCAUUCUACGUUGCCGUGCGCAACCCGGGGGAGGCGAAUCAGCAACUCCAGUUUUUUAUGAACUGCAAAAGUAUCGUACUCGUAUAAAUGCAUUACAAAUUUUCUCCGCAUGACAAAAAAAAUUUGUCAUGCUGAUUUAGCUUAAGAAAAAUAUUUGUAAUGCAAGAAUUGCAUUUGUACGAGUACGAUACUUUUGCACAGGAUAUUUUUCAUUCCCUCCAUCGGCCUGACCUGCAACGAGGAGGCCGGGAAGAGCUUGCUAUUCCACGAAAAAAGUGUUUCACUGUGAUUGUUUUGCAAGUAGAUCUGCAUCACAAGUUUGUUACACAUGACACAGAAAAUUUGUCAUGCGCGCUUCCCGAUGGAAAACACGGCUGAAGCUCCAACGUCUUGCAGGUGUAGCAAGACAAGUAGUUCUGUGUUCCAUUUUCUGCAUCACAAGUUCACAGUGAAACUGAUUUUUCUUGCGAUACUUUCCGCAGCAGAUGCACAGCCUGAAACACAAGCUGGUCAAAGACAUCCUGCCGAAGCUGCUGCUUUUCCCGCCAGACGGCACUUACGACGAGAUGGAGAUUAUCCGACACGAGAAAAAGGCUAGCGCAUCACGUAAUUAAGUAUCUAAAUCUAUCUUGGGCGAGGAGGAGGACCCCAUAGCAUAAAGUUAGAGCAUAAUUCCGAUCCUGUGUUUCGUGUUCGGCUAUCAUGCAAAACAAUUGCAAUUAUUUGUGACGCGCUAGGUUUUUUCUGUGUGAUAGCAAUGGCCAAACAUUUACUGGCGACAGCGGACGCGCUCGUAGACCAGUUGCGAAGUGUGGUACACAGCCAGUUGUUAUCAAAGGAAAAAAGUGUUAACGGUCACGCCGAAACAGGUUAUUUUCUGGGAAUGGGAUUGUGAUCUGAUUGUGCAUGGCAAAGGUGAAGGUCGGCUGCUAUGCAUGGCUUGCAUUUGGAUUUGGCCUGUCUUCAGCAUGCGCCAUCAAAUCAAUACAAAAAAUUCCACCGUUAAUAUACGAAUGUCUGACACGACUCUUUCCUGUGAUACCUGUACGACCACAGUCAUGCGGAUAAGGCUUCUGGUCAACGGGGGCAACAGCAGGAUCCCUGCUCUGCUGCGCAGCAGAGCCAACAUUUUUUCACUUGCGGUGGCGCCAUCAGUGCCUGUGUCUCCAUGCCGCCGCCACCGGCGCCACUGGUCGCUGCAGCCACGGCAGGUCCUGCGCAGGGGGAGCAAGUGCAUCAUGAUUUUCAUGCGGCCAUGAUGAUGUUGGCAUCUGGAGGACCAGCAGGGUUGUCUUGUGCGCAGAAUAAUGAUCCAGGUCAAAACAUAAGUAACGGAUCAUUCGAGUUCGAGGUGGUGCCCGAGCAGGCCGGAUUUGGGGAUGUUGAGCAAGUUCAUUUUGCACAGGAACGUCGACAAACGCAUUCAUUUCAACCGCGCAGUUGUGAAGUAGAAUACCCAGCAGCGGCGGCCGCGUUUCCCACGAAUAAAACCUCGAAAAGUAGUAGUUCUACUCAAGAGCAGAUGCUGCUAACGCCGGAGUUGCAGUGUCACGCAGCUUGGGGCCGGAGCACGACUGGGGCGGGGGAAUAUGAUUUGAUGCAACCGCAGGACGAGCUUCUGGUCCUGCAGGGAGAUGAAGCUGCAAGUCCAUCGCAUCUGGCCAGCGGAAAGGAGCAAAAGGAGGCAGCAGCGAUGGAAGUCGACGAGGACGACGCUGUCCAGCACAUUUCCGAGCUUUGCCGAAAGAUUAUCCGGGGCGCGGGCGGUGAUGUGCAACAUAUUUCGGAGUUUUCCCGACGUGCGGUGGGUGGAGGACUUGGCAAUGGCAAAGCAGUUCCUACGAAAGUACCUACACCAACCGUUUUAGCGAAAGCUAACGCAGAAGUUCUUGGACGAGCAACUUUAUCGACAGCGGAAGGGUUGUCGUCAUCCUCCACUUCGCGUGGUCCUUCUUGCCAUCAAUAUAUAAUGCGGCCCGCCGACUUCAAAGACUGCGAAAACAUAUGAACUGCAAAAGUAUCGCACUCGUAUAAAUGCACUACACCGCUAAUAGGAAUGGGGGCUCUCAAAAUCAUGGCACUGCUAGCGGAUUGAGAUAAGGGGCAGAAGUAGUUGGGAGCAUUUUAGGAGACGCCGGGGCACAUAUCCGGCGGGUGUCGGGCUACGUACCACGCCCACAGUAGCCCACCAGCAAGACAAAAGCCGUGAAGCAGCAGCGAAGGGGCAGAGUGGCAAAGCAAGCACGGCGACGAUCACACCGGGGAGGCAUCAGUGACAAUUUUGCCAAGGCAUCACGCAACUGAGAAGAGAUGCGGACGGGUGCAUUUUUUACAUGACAAAGAAGAAAAGUGAUGCGCACCCGUUCCGAAAAUGUUGAAAGUUCAAAACUGAAAGCAAACCCACACUGAAAUUUCUGAAAGAAAAGGAAAGAAAGAAAUUGCUACCCUAACUCAAUCCGAUGCGAGAAAAAGAGACUUCUUUAUAGUGAAACAGCUGCAGGCCGCAUACUAGUAGGUCUUAGACUUUCUAAGGUUUAGGUCGACGCUCAAGGCCCUAAGAGUAGUACUACUGCGCUAAGAAAUAAAGAAGAACGACGGAGCUGCUGGAUUUUUGUUUUUUCCCCCAUACUGAGUGGAGCGUGUUCACCCUUGUAGUAAUUACAAUUACGCACUAUGACUAUAUGGCACGUCGUAGCCUCUCGCUCCGUCCUGUAGAUUGUAUGCGCAUAAGUAGAUAUCCGUAGCGUUCAUAGUGAUGAGCCCUAGGGAGACCCUACGGAGUAAUAAAGUUGCUUUAUAAGUCGAGCCGCUAAUAGGAAUGGGGGCGCUCAAAAUCAUGGCACUGCUAGCGGAUUGAGAUAAGGGGCAGAAGUAGUUGGGAGCAUUUUAGGAGACGCCGGGGCACAUAUCCGGCGGGUGUCGGGCUACGUACCACACCCACAGUAGCCCACCAGCAAGACAAAAGCCGUGAAGCAGAAGCGAAGGGGCAGAGCGGCAAAGCAAGCACGGCGACGAUCACACCGGGGAGGCAUCAGUGACAAUUUUGCCAAGGCAUCACGCAACUGAGAAGAGAUACGGACGGGUGCAUUUUUUACAUGACAAAGAAGAAAAGUGACGCGCACCCGUUCCGAAAAUGUUGAAAGUUCAAAACUGAAAGCAAACCCACACUGAAACUUCUGAAAGAAAAGGAAAGAAAGAAAUUGCUACCCUAACUCAAUCCGAUGCGAGAAAAAAAGACUUCUUUAUAGUGAAACAGCUGCAGGCCGCAUACUAGUAGGUCUUGGACUUUCUAAGGUUUAGGUCGACGCUCAAGGCCCUAAGAGUAGUACUACUGCGCUAAGAAAUAAAGAAGAACGACGGAGCUGCUGGAUUUUAGUUUUUUCCCCCAUACUGAGUGGAGCGCGUUCACCCUUGUAGUAAUUACAAUUACGCACUAUGACUAUAUGGCACGUCGUAGCCUCUCGCUCCGUCCUGUAGAUUGUAUGCGCAUAAGUAGAUAUCCGUAGCGUUCAUAGUGAUGAGCCCUAGGGAGACCCUACGGAGUAAUAAAGUUGCUUUAUAAGUCGAGCCGCUAAUAGGAAUGGGGGCGCUCAAAAUCAUGGCACUGCUAGCGGAUUGAGAUAAGGGGCAGAAGUAGUUGGGAGCAUUUUAGGAGACGCCGGGGCACAUAUCCGGCGGGUGUCGGGCUACGUACCACACCCACAGUAGCCCACCAGCAAGACAAAAGCCGUGAAGCAGAAGCGAAGGGGCAGAGCGGCAAAGCAAGCACGGCGACGAUCACACCGGGGAGGCAUCAGUGACAAUUUUGCCAAGGCAUCACGCAACUGAGAAGAGAUACGGACGGGUGCAUUUUUUACAUGACAAAGAAGAAAAGUGACGCGCACCCGUUCCGAAAAUGUUGAAAGUUCAAAACUGAAAGCAAACCCACACUGAAACUUCUGAAAGAAAAGGAAAGAAAGAAAUUGCUACCCUAACUCAAUCCGAUGCGAGAAAAAAAGACUUCUUUAUAGUGAAACAGCUGCAGGCCGCAUACUAGUAGGUCUUAGACUUUCUAAGGUUUAGGUCGACGCUCAAGGCCCUAAGAGUAGUACUACUGCGCUAAGAAAUAAAGAAGAACGACGGAGCUGCUGGAUUUUUGUUUUUUCCCCCAUACUGAGUGGAGCGCGUUCACCCUUGUAGUAAUUACAAACUUCCUCAGCAUGAGAAAUGAAAUUUGUAAUGCUGAUUUAUAUUAAGUUUAAGAGAUGAAAGAUUUCUAACGCAUGAUUGCAAUACGAGUGCGAUACUUUUGCACAGGAUGUAACAUUUUGCUCCGGCAGCGCCUCGUGGAAGCCUGUAAGGAGGAGGAGAGGCGGAAGUGGUUUGCAUUUUCAUCCGGUACGAGCAAGUCGAUUCCUUCUGCAGCAUCGGACGACGAGACCGUGGCAGGUGCUGGUGGACACCACGUAGUUGCGACUGCGAGCGCCGGUCAACCGCCCCUACCGACCGAUGAAGUGGUAGCUGCACCCCCGACGGCACCGCCAUCGUGUCAAGAAGGAGAACCACCAUUGCACGAGCAGUGGGCCCGAGAAAUUUGGCUACACAUCAUGUAUACGACUGUGCUGUAGUUCUUGAUGUACGCUGGAAUUGGAAACAAGAGCGGUAGAAGUGCAGGCGAGGAUGAACGAUACUCUUCAUCUCUAAACACGACCCAUCAGUACUAGAUCCGAGCGCGAAGUGUUCGCUCCUUAUCGGUCGUGCGAGAGUUGCAAUGGUGCCUUACGAUGAAAACUUCGAUUAUCGAUCUUUAUCAAAACGACAAAACAGGGGCGUUUAAAGACGUCUCGCGACCUCCACCGCAAUGCUUUCCGGUGUUCCACCAACAGCACAAGAAGUUUUCACGCAAAUGACAGAAGUGAAGACAUGUUGCACGACUGAGUACCCCGGUAGAACAAGUCAAAGCUGCACCAGGAAUUAUCGUGUGGGGCACGAAUUUCUCCUGAGAAUAGUGUAGAAUUUGAAUUUUCAUCAUCAGAGUCAGAAAAUGCUCAAUGGUUGCAAGAACAAGAACUUCAAAAAUGCGAGUUUGAACGAAAACGCCUGAGCCAGCCGUACCCGAGGUCCGUGGCAAACGACUCGUCCUCGCAACAUUGAUAUAUUUUUUCGAUGACUUAUUUUCCCCUGCAAAAUGAUAGAAAGAAGAAAGUAAUUGAAAACCAGAUGCUAUUCAUUCUCAUUUUGUCGAAAACGCUCAAGCGCGACGAGCGCCACAGCAACUUACGUUUUGAUGUUUAUGGUUCAUGCUAUAGUUUUUAGAGGAUUUAGUACCACCAGCGUUGGUAGAACCCUCUUCAUAUUUCGCAUACAAUAAGUCUCUUCAUGCUCUGUUUAUUUUGGGAACACAGCAACGAAGGGAUAACGAUUUCGAGGUCUUGUUUAAGAAAAUGAUGUCACCUCUCUAUUGAAGAGAGAGAGCAAAAAAAUGACACGCCGCGAGAUGAUUUCUUUCCAGCAUGAGCUGGAGGGAACGAAAUAAUUUUGAUACGUUUUUUUUUGAUACAGUCCGGUUUUGAU